Messenger RNA from Radiomyces spectabilis, 1073 nucleotides. RefSeq lists its product as uncharacterized. Gene Ontology annotation, biological process: positive regulation of transcription by RNA polymerase II. The transcript has 3 exons. Gene Ontology annotation, cellular component: RNA polymerase II transcription regulator complex. Gene Ontology annotation, molecular function: DNA-binding transcription factor activity; protein dimerization activity. Lineage: Eukaryota; Fungi; Mucoromycota; Mucoromycetes; Mucorales; Radiomycetaceae. The coding region runs from base 9 to 734 and encodes 241 amino acids. The record is from RefSeq and is a predicted model, not a curated record.
GGACUUCAAUGUCCAAAGCUGAGCGGCGAGCGGAGCACAACGCCAUUGAACGAGCUCGAAGAGAAAAUUUGAAUGGCAAAUUUUUGCAACUGGCUGAAGCGUUGCCGAACCUUCAAGGUCGUCGUCGUCCUUCCAAGGGCCAAAUUGUCGACAAGGCUUUGGAUUGGGUCAAACGAUGUGCGGCCAAAGAAAGCCGAUACCAGUAUCAUCUGUUGCAACUGCAACGUGAAAACAAGCGACUCACAGCGCAACUGAACCUCACACGAACAGAAGCCUCGGGUAUUACGCCUCCUUUGCCGGAUCCCUCAUUGACUUCCCCCCAUCCCUUCCCACGGUACCCCACCACUGAAGACUCUUCAGCCCACUUGUGGCUCUCUUCUCAACACACCACUACCGCCACUGUCACUGGCGGCGCCACCGCUGCUGCUGCUGCCGCCGCAGCAACAUCUGUGAAUAUGAUGACAAUGAAUCAAGUGACUCCUUAUCCCUUGAGCCGGCCUCAAUGGCGUUUUGACGAAGACUAUGAUGAUGAUGACAACAGCAGUGUUUUGGAAGAUCCAAAUCAAUUUGGAUUGACUUUUUCCCAUGACAUGUCUCCCCAUCCAUCUAGUUACUCUCUUGACCAUGUAUAUUCUCACGAUUGGAACAAUCCUAAAGAUUCUUUUCAUCAUUCCUUGCCACGAUACGAAGCUUCCAUGGAAUAUUCCGUGCCUCUUAUUGUCCACGGUCCCUGACUUGACGUUGAAUAAUGUCAUUGUUAUUGUAUCCGUUUUUUACAUGUCAUACACAUCUUUAUUAUUUAUCUCUCCUUCGACCACUCUCUUCUCUCUGUAUAAACACAUUGCAUCUCCGCUAUACGUCAAAACAUGCCUUUGUUCGUCAUUGUUUUUCUUUUUCACCACCGAAAAAAAAAUACAACAAUUUUUUCUUUGUACACCAAUCAUUUGAAAUUGGAAGUUUGUUUGAAAUUACUUGUUGCAGAAAGAGAAAAAAAAUAGGAUGAAUCCAACUUGGUACAACCAUAGAACAUUGUGUGCUUUGAACGAUUGGGACAAUAUGAAGUGAGAUCAGAA